AAAAAACUAAUAAAACUAAGUACGGGAAAGGACAGUAUGAACGACGAAGACAUUGGUGAGAACCUCUGUAGUGGGUGUUGCUGGCGCUCAAAGAAAUCAAAUUCGAGUAGGAAUGGAGAAGAUUUACGAUGCCUAUCCUCCCUCAACAAGCGCCGCGAUGCUCGGUUUAGUUCUACUCGUGAUUUCAACCCGUGUGCAUCUUCUCGCUACGACGAGCAGUCCGCAUUGCUCCCUUACUGUCGUGUUAUCAAAGAAGACGUGAGUGCUGUAAUAGUCCGUACUCGGAUAUUGUGAGGAAGAAUAAAACAGUGAUUUUACUUUUAUGGCAAAGCCGCUGUUUAGUGUGAAGAUUGUCAUUUGUCACAGAAACAUUAGCUUCACCAGUAUAUCAAGUCCUAUAUGACAGAGUGAAUCUUGAUACUUCUCUGUAGCCGAGAGUGUUCAAUGUGAUAAACCACAACCCAAGUAAGAACGAAAGUGUUGCGUCGCGUGAAUUCUGUGAUGAAAGACAAGCUCCCAAUCGUGCAAUUGAGGUAGAGAAAAUAGAAAAGUGUCGCGGUUUCAUAGCACUUGGCUUCGAUGGAAAUUCUAUCUAGAGUAGCCGGAAGUUUCGCUGGCCUUUGGAGAAAUCGGCGACGUCCACACAGUGAUGAGCACAUUAGCCGGAAUCAUGCAAAUGCUGACGAUAGAGAACCUACAUCUUAUCAGGUGGCGAAAUAUUUACAAUGCAACCCUGAGUUCUUGGAUACAUACAUUAUGGAUGAAAUCCAACUCGAACAGUUGGAACGGUGGAUGAUACGGAAAACUCAGAGAUCCAGAAAAGUAACCCAAUCUGUCAGCAGAAAUGGCCGCAAAACAAGUCUCAGCCGGUGGAAGUUUUGCGUACACGCUGAUAAACGCCAGAUGCUGCAAGAUCUUAUCCACUCAUUGCAGUUAAGGCCUACAAAAAUGCACGUGCUUUGGGAGUUGGCGUCUUGCAUUUGCUCUGCCGUCAAUGCGGAUGGUUUUCGUUUAUACUUAACGGAUGCAUCCGAUUCAGAUGCAUUACAUUUAUGUCUCAGUAACAGCUUCAUCGACGAAAACGGAGACCCAAAACCACUCAGGAUCAAAUCAGAUGCAGCGAUACCGAACUAUGUCGCGAAAACGAGGGAACCUAUACGAUUCUCGAAGGGAGAUGACGAUCAACGAUUAAGCCAUGAUGUGCUAGACAAGAGUGAAAUGGCACAUGUAAUGUGUCAGCCUAUUGUAUAUCCAGAUGGAUCACUAGUCGCUGUCCUAGAAUUGUGGCGCCGUGACUGUGGAUCACCAUUUUAUGAGGAAGAUGAAGAAAUUGGCUGUAGUUACUUGGUUUGGGGAGGUAUCGCAAUACAUUACGCACAUCUCAAUCUAGUCGGACUAAAGCAGCGAAAACUUAACGAUUUUCUGUUAGCGGUGGUCAAGUCCAUAUUUCAAGAUAUGGUUAGCAUGGACAUGUUAGUGUCAAAGGUGAUGAACUUUGCUCAACGGCUAGUCGAUGCAGAUCGUGCUUCACUGUUCCUUGUGGAUUCUAAAAGCAAGGAGUUGUAUGCAACUAUCUUCGACGUUGGCUGUGACGAAAAGACUGCAAUGAACGAAAACGAAAACGAGCUGAACAAGGCCCCAAAAGAAAUAAGAUUUCCGCUAGGAACCGGUAUUGCCGGUCAAGUAGCCAUGACUGGUGAAAUUUUGAACAUAGUCGACGCAUAUGCAGAUUCCAGGUUCAAUAGAACAAUAGACCAAAUAACCGGAUACAAAACCGAAUCCAUUUUAUGUAUGCCUAUCUUUAUACGAGGUAAUAUCAUUGGCGUUGUCCAAAUGGUAAAUAAGCGAUCAGGCUACUUCAGUAAGGAGGAUGAAGAAGCCUUCGAAAUGUUUGCGGUGUACUGUGGUUUAGCUCUACAUCACGCAAAACUGUACGACAAAAUACGAAGAUCUGAACAAAAAUAUCGGGUAGCUUUAGAAGUAUUAAGUUACCACAACACAUGCUCCGAAACGGAAGUGGAAAAAUGCCUCGUGGAAGGCAUCCCGCUAAAGAUACCAGGCAUCGACAGUUAUGAUUUUAGUCCGUUUGUGAUAGAUGACUUCCAGAAGGCCAUCUACAGUGUGUUCAUGUUUAAGGAUCUGUUUGGACUGAGCAGAUUCGACAAAAAUAGUCUGAUACGGUUCACCUUAACGGUGAAGAAAAACUAUAGGCGUGUCCCAUACCACAAUUGGACACAUGGAUUCUCGGUGGCAAACACUAUGUACAGUAUUAUUAAAAAUUGUCCAAACGUGUUCCGACCAAACGAGUGUUUGGCAUUAUUUAUUGGAUCUCUCUGUCACGAUUUGGACCAUCGGGGCAAGAAUAAUAAGUUUAUGUUGGAUACUGAGUCCCCAUUGGCUGCCAUUUACAGCACUUCAACCAUGGAGCAUCAUCAUUUCAAUCAAACGGUAACCAUACUUCAACAGGAAGGGCACAACAUAUUCGGCAAACUAAACAGUAGCGAAUACAAACAGGUGCUAAGCCUAAUCAAACAUUGUAUCCUAGCAACGGACCUCGCACUAUUUUUCCCUAAUAAGGACAAGCUUAGCAAAUUAGUGGACAAUGAGCAAUUUUCCUGGACUGUAGCUGAGCAUCGAAUGCUGAUUCAAACAAUCGCUAUGACCGGAGCUGACCUAUCUGCUUCGGCGAAACCUUGGGCAGUACAAACUGAAACUGUGAAGGUAAUUUUCGCCGAGUUCUAUGACCAAGGAGACGAAGAGAAAAAGGCAGGACGCCAACCAAUUGCAAUGAUGGAUCGUGAUCAACCUGAACAGCAGGCUGCAUCUCAGCUAGGUUUUCUCAACGGUAUUUGUAUUCCAUGCUAUACGCUUCUGCAUCGACUUAUUCCGGAAACGAAACCGAUGCUUGAGAUGUGUAAUGAAAACCUAGAACGGUGGCAGCAAAUUUCACAGGAGAAUCAAAAGAAGGCUCAACAACAGAGUUAAAGUCUAGUCAAAAAUAUUUAUUGUUAAGAAUGUGUUGUUGUCUGGCAUUACAAACUUAAGGUGAAACAUCUUGGAGCCCGCAAUUUCAAAUUUGUAUACAAACUUCAAAGGCAGAAGUCUGACAAAUGAAUAACAAUUGUAUAUAUCGGCACUAGCAUUUCAAAAAGGCGUAACUGCUUUUGCAAUCAAUUCCUUCACACAAAACUAUUAAUCGUAUCUCAUCGUCCUCAUUCCGAGUAAUGGGAGGUAUGCACUUCAAACGGAAUCGCUUAAGUAAUUUUCGUUCAGUGCAUUAUUUUUCCGUGACCGGAAUGAUCAAGAAAUUUAACCCAGCAAGCCCCAUUUGAUUUGACGUUUCGUUUCAGCUCCGUACUAGGAUCCGGAAUAAAGCGACGCUUACACCACAAUAGAUCAAAUUAAUGGUCGCAGUGGUACUAUGUCCCCAACAGGAGAAAAAAAAAGCGACGCUUCAUUAUUUCUUGAGCGAUUUCUUGCCUGAAUUUUCCACGCAUCGAGAUAGGCCAAGAAAUUUCUUACGAUCAGCGUACUACCCAUAAUCCAUUAGCACAAAUAAAAAGAUAAAAUCUUUUCUUUUUUUGUUUGAUGGAUGUGAAUUGCGUGAGAUGAACAAAAUACAAUCCACAGCUUUGUAACAACCCAACUAACAAUGAUAAGCUGUAUAACACCUUAAUUAUACAAUUAGGCUUAUUAAUUAUACAGCGGCUUAUUCAUCUGUUGUGCAACAAUAAUGUUUUUUGGGAAGGCACUGGCUGCAAAAGAAAUUACGCCCUUUUGAAAUGUUGGCGCCGAUGGUAUUUUUGGCAGUUGGGUUUUUGUCGACAAAAUUGCCUGAAACUAGGCUGUACAAUUCAGUUUGGAACGUAAACUUGUAGUUCAUCAGGUUUUUUAAAACACCCGAUGACGAAGAGAACAAAGCUGCCAAAAAUAGCAGAACUACCCCUAUUUACCAGCCGAUUAACUAGUUAACUAGCAAAACAUUUCAGAUUAGCAUGAUCAGGUGAGCUGGCCUACGAUUAUUUUAAUUAGAGGUUUUUCGAACGUGAUUUGGCCAUUGGAGCCGCUAUUUUAGAAUUCUUUGUAGUUUUGUUUUAUGAAGAGAAUCAUUCGUGUAGAGCACGUAAUGUCAAUGUAAUUGUUGUGAGUACUUUAAAACUUUCUAACACAGACUUAGUGUGAACCUAUAUUUGGAUUUUUUUCAGAGCGAAUUCAUCAUUUGAAUUGACAAAUUAAAAAAAUAUAUUUGUAUCCUAACUCAAAAGAAUUAAAAAACAAAUGGGACUGAUAUGCUAGUACCGACAUUCUUUAAAUUUAUAGACAUAACUGACACCGUUAAAUAUAAGGCAUGUAGAAAUCCUCUACAUAGAGAUAAGCGGAAGUUACAUAUGUCGAUUCGGCAACGCUGUUCAUUUUGUUUACAUCAGCUGCCAACACUUGCUGCAAAGCUAGAUGUUCAAACUUUGUGCGUGACUUCGUAGUGGUUCAAGUUGUUUUGUUUACAUUUUCUAAUUAUGGUAGAUUUUUUUUUCAAAAUUUUGAAAAAAAUAGCGGAGCAAUCGAUGAAAUCUGAAAUUUAUUGCAAAGUGUUAAGCUAAACAUAUCGGCAGAAAUGAAGCAAGAAGCAGCAAUGAAAGUUUUUUCGAGAAGUGCAGCAACAAAAGUUUCGUCAUAAGCUUGAGCUUUUGAAAGCAGAAUUAAUUAAAUUCUAUCUUUUUACUAAACUUACAUAUACCGUCAAUUUCUCGAUAUUAAAAAUAAAUAAUUUGUAUUUAUUUAGUUCGGAUUGCAAUACCGUUCAAUCGAAGCCUUCUUACGAACGAUCAGCCUGUUCAUUUGGCUCACACUUUGACAGUUCUUUCUGCACGAUUGGCUUACAAUGGCCGCCUCCGCAGAUC
Aedes albopictus (Asian tiger mosquito) is the source of this 4898-nucleotide messenger RNA. RefSeq names its product probable 3',5'-cyclic phosphodiesterase pde-5. NCBI's taxonomy places the organism in Eukaryota, Metazoa, Arthropoda, Insecta, Diptera, Culicidae. Gene Ontology annotation, molecular function: 3',5'-cGMP-stimulated cyclic-nucleotide phosphodiesterase activity; protein binding. Bases 580 to 2985 code for a protein of 801 amino acids. The transcript is spliced from 8 exons. Gene Ontology annotation, biological process: signal transduction; negative regulation of receptor guanylyl cyclase signaling pathway. The record is from RefSeq and is a predicted model, not a curated record.